AUGUCUAACACCAACGUGCUCGGCCAUUUCCAAACACGUGAUCUUGUCAUACUUCUUUCCUUCAACAGCAGGCAAUGGAGCGUCUCUGUAGUCGCAGCACACAAUUCUGGACUGCUCUGGAGAGACACCGUAGGAGGCCAAUCUGUUGUUACCGAACUUGGUCUGGUUCUUUCCAAGGGUGAUACCGGUGACCUCCGCACCGUACUGGGAGGAUGCAAAGGAGGCCAGAGUACCCCAGCCGCAACCAAGGUCGAGCAUCUUGUCGCCCUUCUUCAAACCGAUCUUUUCACAGACAAUCUUGAGCUUGUUGUCCUGCAACUCCUCGAGAGUCUCGGCCUCGUUAAUCUUGGUGAUCACACCAGAGGUGUAGAUCAUUCUUGGACCCAGGAACCAUUCGUAGAAGUCGUCACCUCUGUCGUAGUGGUCUCUGACCUGUUCCUCGUCCUGGGACUUUGUGUGCAACAAAACUUCAGGAAUGAAGCCGAGCAGGAAGAAUUUGUACAAACUGGCUGUGAAUCUGAAAGCUGCCCAGUCGUGUCUGUACUCCAUCACGUCAAGAGCGUCACCCUUGAAAGAGACCUUGCCAGCGAAAUAGAGCUCGUGGAAAGUUUCCAUUGGGAUCUUGUUGUUGUCCUUGUACUUGUUCUUGAGCUCCUCGUCGUGGAAGUCGAGGUAGAACUGAACACCCUUGUUUGGAAGCUUGACCUUCUCGUUGAGUCUUGGGGAGUAUGA
Ogataea philodendri is the source of this 732-nucleotide messenger RNA. RefSeq lists its product as uncharacterized. The record is from RefSeq and is a predicted model, not a curated record. The transcript has a single exon. Bases 1 to 732 code for a protein of 243 amino acids. NCBI's taxonomy places the organism in Eukaryota, Fungi, Ascomycota, Pichiomycetes, Pichiales, Pichiaceae.